CUUCUGGGGUCACUGGGGCUGUCUGUGCCAGCCUGCAGGUGUGCUCCACAGGAAGUGGCUACUUGACUGGGCCAUGGGUGGGAAGGGCCAGAUGUGAGGGCCCAGGCAGGGUUCCUCUCUGCCUCUGCUCUACUCUCCACAGAACUCCAAGGGCCUGAAGGCUGCCCCCCUACUCACAGAUUGCUUAUGUGACCUCACUGGGCAGUGAUGACCUCACAGGCCUUCUCAGGUUCCACGGCAGGGUAACUAUGGAAACGUAGUACCCUUGGGGAAACUGCCCUACCAUGUCUCUUCGAGAUACCAAUCUGGUUGCCUGAAAAAGAAUGUCUGAUCGGAUCUUGUAUAUUAACUCUAACUUGUCCUCUGUCCCCUGGGAGGGCUGCAUGGCAGCACCACUGCCUCCUGCUUGUCCGCCUCUACAUAGCUACUACCACCUCCUCUACCAAGGGUGUGGAGAAGCCCAGGUGGGCUGGCAUGGGGAGACGUACUGCCUGGGUGGAGGCUACCGGCUCUUCGGGGAUGCUCCCUUGGCCACACCAGCAAAGCCUGAGGCAGUGAAGCCAGCCCCCAGAAUCCCCAACCUGCCUCCUGAGAAACGCCGGGCUCCCAAGAGACGCCGGGCUGUGAAGGAGGGAGAGAAAGACCUAGGUUGCCCUAGCCCAAAAAUUCGGCGUGUGCUCUUUGGGGAUGCUCCUCUAGCCACACCAGCAAAGGCCGAAGCAGAGAAGAAGCCAGUCCCCAGAGCCCCCAACCUGCCUCCUGAGAAACGCCGGGCUCCCAAGAGACGCCGGGCUGUGCAGGAGGGAGAGAAAGACCUCGGCUGCCCUAGCCCCAAAAUUCGGCGUGUGCAGCAUCGCGCCAGGAGGCUGGCCCGCAAGAAGGUUGCUCGCUCAGCUGCUCCGCAGAAAGGGCAAAUGUUGAGCUCCCUUAAACACCUAAGGCCUCUUCUGCAGUGACCUCCACAUUCCACUACUGGAGAUACAAGCUCAGCCAGCUAGCUGCCUAAGCCUUCCUGAGCCAGGAGCCCCUUUCCGUCCUAACUGGCCCUGCACGAGGAGCCUCAGAAACUGAGGCUGCUUUGAACAUCCAGGGCCAAAGCUGACCUGGAAGAACACCUAAUGGUCUUCUACUCAAUCUUCUCGAGUUCUUCCUGGGGCAAGAGAAAGAAAAGUCUGCAUCCUGCUAGCCGAGGACUCAGGUGCAGAGAGAGGGUGCAGAGCAGCCCAGCAGGGGCUUGUCCACCAGAUGAGCUUCUGCUCUGAGUCACUGCCAGCAACCACCAGCACAGACCAAGAGGGAUCAGACUUCCUGAAACUAGAAGGAGAAAAUGGGGCUACCCACAGCAGGAGGAAGCCUUCUGCCUGGGGUCUCAGGAGACAGAAUAGAGAGACCCAGGGAGACCUGCUGCCUGGAGCAGGAACAAUACGGAGAAAGUCAAGCAACACCCUGAGGCUCACAGGCUCCUCUAUUCCCAGCCUGUUAUGGCCCCACUGGGGUCCCUAGUGCUCAAUAAAAUGAUUUUCUCUAA
This is a messenger RNA of Microcebus murinus (gray mouse lemur), 1528 nucleotides long. RefSeq names its product DPEP2 neighbor protein. NCBI's taxonomy places the organism in Eukaryota, Metazoa, Chordata, Mammalia, Primates, Cheirogaleidae. The record is from RefSeq and is a predicted model, not a curated record.